Messenger RNA from Durio zibethinus, 1699 nucleotides. Its product is annotated as putative FCP1 homology domain-containing protein C1271.03c. The record is from RefSeq and is a predicted model, not a curated record. Lineage: Eukaryota; Viridiplantae; Streptophyta; Magnoliopsida; Malvales; Malvaceae.
CGUCGUUUUCUUUUUUAGAUUCUCAUUCGCCGAGACAACACAAAUCUUGAAAAAAAUCUAUGGUAAGGAAAGUCAGGCAAGAUUUGUAAAAUGUCGGUUGAGGUUCUUGUCUUCUGGACUAAGUCGAAAUCUAUCUUUGACGUCAGCAAUUAAAUCCCAAUUUCCAAAGGGCCCUAUGAAAAAAGGGAAUGAUGAAGGAGGUUGCAGAAAACAUGGAGGCUGAAUCUGUUAAGGCAAAUGAUAGAAAACGAUCUUUGCAUGAAAAUUCUGGGGUUUCAACCAAUUCUGCUUCUUUUUCAAUAGCCAAUAUCGAAAUGCAAGAUAAUAUUGUAGAAGUAAAUAAGUCACAAACUUCAAUUGUGGGAACUUUAGAGACAGGCAAGGCUGUGGCUCAAAUUUUUUCAGAAGUAAGAUCAGCCAUAAAAAAGAAGACCAAGUUUAGGAAAAGGAUGGAGGAGCAGCAGCAGCUUGAUUCCUCAGAAAAUAGUGCUCAAAGUCAAACUGAUAAGCUGCCUGAGGAAGUUGGCCUUAGUAACACUGAUAAAAUGAAUACUAUUUCAACUCUAACUCUAUCAGAUGAAGGAAAUAGUGAAGAAAAGAUUGAUUCCUUCAAUGCAAAUGAAACAAAUGAUGAUUCUCUUGGUAUUAUUAGACCUCCUGUUAGUCAAUUGAGGAAUAAACUUCUUGUUCUUGAUUUGAAUGGGUUACUUGCUGAUAUAGUCUAUCCUCCUCCAUUGAAUUACACAGCAGAUGCAUACAUUGUAGGACGGGCAAUUUUUAAGAGACCUUUCUGCGAUGAUUUUUUAAGGUUUUCUUUUGAGAGGUUUGAGGUUGGUAUUUGGUCUUCAAGAAACAGGAAAAAUGUGGAAAGAUUCAUUGAUUUUCUGAUGGGAGAUAUGAAGCAUAAAUUACUGUUUUGUUGGGAUUCAUCUUACUGCACCACGACUCAAUUCAAUACUCCUGGGCAUAGAUAUAAGCCCUUGGUUUUUAAAGACUUGAGGAAGAUCUGGGAAAAACAUGAUCCUGAUCUUCCAUGGGAGAAGGGAUAUUACAAUGAAUCAAAUACGUUGUUGAUAGAUGAUUCUCCUUACAAAGCACUGCUUAAUCCCCCACAUACUGCGAUAUUUCCUUAUUCAUUCAAGUUCGAGAGGAAUGACAAUUCGUUAGGUGAUGGAGGUGAUCUUAGAGUUUAUUUGGAAAGACUAGCUUCAGCUGAGGAUGUACAGAACUUUAUAGAGCAAAACCCCUUUGGUCAGAAAGCUAUCACUGAAAGAAGCCGUGAUUGGGGUUUCUACAGCCAGGUUAUCGAUACAUGUGUUCGUUCUGAAGUACAAAAUAAUGUAAGAUCUCCCAGCUUAACUCAUAGUUUGGAUUCUGUUGGUGAAAAUAAAGUCUAGUAUAAGCAACUUACAUGCAGAGAGAAUUUGAUAACAAGCAAAAAUGUGAAGGUCUAGGGAGGAUUCGUUUCUGAGAAUUGCUAUAUUUUGCUUUGUUUUUGUGUCAUGCUUUUAUAAUUUUGUAUUUUUUGUUGGAUCACAUAUAGAUUGUUACCUAUUGUACCUUCUUUAUAUAUAUAUAUAUAUCAUAAAGUGUGUAAUUUUUAAGGCAAGCUAAUGUGGAUGAAGUUGGUUAACAUUAAUGUAUCAAUCCGACGAAGUCCAUAUUUCAAUCUUUGUGGUGCAUCAUGCUUCCGGAAAUA